Molecule: messenger RNA, 3517 nt
Organism: Callorhinchus milii (elephant shark)
Lineage: Eukaryota; Metazoa; Chordata; Chondrichthyes; Chimaeriformes; Callorhinchidae
Gene: chaf1a
Product: chromatin assembly factor 1, subunit A (p150)
Exons: 15
Coding region: 165-3245 (1026 amino acids)
Biological process (GO): nucleosome assembly
Cellular component (GO): nucleus; CAF-1 complex
Source: RefSeq, a predicted model, not a curated record
GGGGGAAGAGAACCCCCAAAUUGUGGUGGGGGGGGAAGAGUAGGCCCCGGACCUGAAGGACCCCCGACCCCGACGGUGGGGAGGGGGAGAGAGGGCGCGAAGAGCCGCCCGGUAGCCUCAGCGGAGACUCGCUCAGCCGGAGCCGGGGAGGAGGUGAGUGAGUUAUGGAGGAGUGCAAGUUAAAGACUGUUGCUUCGGCAAAGAAACUAGUCCAAGCUCGAUUACCAUUUAAACGCCUCAACCCUGUACCAAAGCCACAAAAUGAGACUACUGAUGCUAAGCGAGCAAAAUUGUCCCCCACUUCACCUGCACAACUGACUGCAGUCAAGCUGGUAGCCUCUGUAGAUGAUGUUGAAAAUGACUGCGAAGUAGACGUGGAAGAUGAAUCCAGAAAAUCUUCACCAGAAGGGAGUUUGGUGUCCUCAAAACUUGUUAUGGGGAAAGGACCUCUUGAUAAUUAUGUGUGCUCUGUGCAGAAGAGCAAGUCUGCAGUUAAAAUGGACAACAAUGAGUGUAAAAUUACAAUUGACUUAACAGAAGAAUCUAGCAAUGGUGUCUCGGACAGUGCAGUUGACCUAGAUUUGAAAACGACUUCUGCUAAAGGUCUGAACACAAAGAAAAAAAUUUACUUAGAAAAUAAAUGUAACUGGUUGGUUAGUGUGAAGACUGAUGUAACUGAAGGAGCAAGCUCUUCUGAAUUUGUAAAUCACCAAAGUUCAUCAAUUGAGAUGACCAGCAGGCAUGCUAAAGCCAAGCCAGAACAAGACCAUGAGGAUAUUUUAAAGGGCAGAGUACCAGUAGUGGUGUUAAAAGAUAUAAUGGCAGACAAAUCCUACUGGUCUGGUAGUCCAGAGAAAUGCAUUGAAAAAGAACAAACGUCCUUUACUGAAAGUGAAAGCAGUGACUCCCCCGUCAGUUCUCUAUCAAGUUCUAUUUCAGCAUCGGAGAGCUCACCAGAAGUGAAGUCUCCAGAAGUGACGUCUCCAGAAGAUGAGAAGUGUUCGGACUCUCCUACUUCCACUACUCCUAGACGCAAGAUAUCAGAGGGGCCAAGGAUGAAAGGGGAGAGAUUCCAGAAGCAACAGGAACGCGAUGAAAAGAAGCAAAAACUCCAAAUGGAAAAGCAAGAGAAAGGACGUGCAAGAGAUGAGGCCAGGAUUGCCAAAGAGCGUGCAAAGGAAGAAGCAAAGAAAAAAAGAGAUGAGGAGAAAGAACAGAAGGACAAGGAGAGGAGAGAGAAAAAGGAGAAAGAAGAAAAAGAGAAAGCAGAAAGGCUAAGAAUAAAGGAGGAAAAACGAAAGGAGAAGCAAGAUGCAAUGGAAGCCAAGCUUGAAGAAAAAAGAAAGAAGGAAGAAGAGAAACGUUUGAAAGAAGAGGAAAAGCGUAUGAAGGCAGAAAAAGUAAAGGAGAGCUCAGAGAUAUCGAGGUUCUUCCAAAAACCAAAAGCUCCUCAGGCCCCUAAGACUCUUGCUGGAUCCUGUGGGAAGUUUGCUCCUUUUGAAAUCAAAGAACAUAUGGUCCUUGCUCCAACAAGCCGAAUAUGCUUGGAUCCAAAGUCUCUUGAACAAUUUGAUGAACGGUUGGAAGAUCAGAGUUUUACCUCCAAUUAUUUAAAAGAAUUACAUGGCUAUAAACCCAGAACUUCAGGGCCUACAUGUCCCCGAUUGAGUGUUGCUGAAAGCAUUGCAUGCAGUGAUGUAAUUGUUGUAGAAACCAGUACAAGUGAUGGAAAUGUUGAUCGGAAGAAGUUUGGCAGGAUGAAGCUGCUACAGUUCCAUGAAAAUCACCGUCCUGCUUACUGGGGGACAUGGCAGAAAAACAGUGUGAAGGUGAACCCAAGACAUCCUUUAGCCAAAGAUGAGGUUUUACUGGAUUAUGAAGUGGACAGUGAUGAUGAGUGGGAGGAAGAGGAACCUGGUGAAUCUCUCUCACACAGUGAAGGGGAUGAUGAUGAUGAGGGAGAUGAUGAAGAUGAUGACGAUGGGUUCUUUGUGCCUCAUGGCUAUCUGUCAGAAGGAGAACGGUCGACUGAUGAAGAGGGUGAAAACCCUGAGAAACAGAAAAUCCGUCAGAGGCUCAAGGCAAAGGAGUGGGAUGAGCUGAUGAAAGGCAAGAAAUUCCAGGUGCUGCAGCCUCUCCUGAUUGGAUGUGUGUGGGUGAACGACAGUGACGAGGUGGACAAUCCUGCCCUGAAGAUAUUGCAGCAGUUUUCCGUCUGUGUGUUGAAAUCUCGCAUUGAGGAUGAGCAGCAGCAGGAAAUGCACAACAGGAAAGCAAGGGAUCAUCAAAUAUUAAUACAGCUGCUUCCUCUUCUUCAUGGUAAUGUCAAUGGAAGAAAGGCCAUAAUCAAUGAAUUUCAGGAAUGGUAUAGACAGAAAUUAUCAGACACCUUGACAGUCUCCGCUUCAAACACAAGUCCAAUAAACUCGGAAGCCUCACGACCUCAGACUCCCACAGUGGAUGGAGACUUGACCGUUCCAUCAAAGGCAAAAUUAAAACGUCUCAUUUCAGAAAAUGGAGUGUAUGAGAAGAGAACGGUCUUCAAGUCACGAUGCUGGUAUGUGCAUGAAGAAGUGCUGAAAAGGUUUGGAAGGGAAAACCUCCCUGUUCCCACUCAGUGGAAUUACCUCACACCAUUGCAUUCUGUAAUCAAGGAGGAUGGCGCUGCAGCAGUGGGAGGUGCACAGACUAACCCCAACUCUGGGAAGAUCACAUCACAGUGCUUAACAGGUUCAGCCAAGAGGAAGGCCGCUGGAAGCAUGUCCAUCAAGAAGUUCAUGCAUAAAUAUGUAGAUGCUGAAGCAUAUCAGGUUGCUGUGAUGGAGACCGAUGGCUUUCAGGCAGAUACAGAGGAGGAUGAUGACACAGACUGUGUAAUUGUUGAAGUACAUACAAACCAGUCGGUUCCAAACAAAAACGAAAAAGAGAAGCUACCCGGAGGAUUGUGCCAGGUAUCCGCCAGAGGUCCGCAGACACUUGUGGAGUCGUGCUCAGCAUCCAUCACUGGUGAGCAAAAGCCUGCGGACUUGUGCUUGGAAUCUGACGGUGGUGAACAGAGGUGUGCAGAGUUGUGCUCAGAAUCUGCUGAUGGUGAGCAGAGCUCUCCCAGCGGUGAGCAUUUCCCUGUGGAGUCCAGCACGGAAUCAGCCAGGAGUGAGCAGCAGCCUUUGGAAUCUUCCAUCGUUGAGAUGAUGGACGUUUUUCCCUGUGAAAAUUCUGCUGUCGGCCCGUCCUCCAGUCCCUGAAUUACUGAUAUUCUAGUAGCUGUAUGUAUGUAGAGGGGUAUUUUUUAGAAAUUUCUUAAAAGCAUUUUUGUGCAUUGCUUUGUAAACUUCGAUUUUAAAUACUUGAAGUUCUGAAUUCAUUGUAAAAAAAAACUAAAUAAAACGGCACUUUUGUGACAAAAUGCGAACAAUUGUAACUUGAUAACUUUAAGAUGCUGGUUGAUUUUUGCUGAUACGUAAGAAUGUAAAAUAUUAAACUCAUUUGUCAUUAAUAAACACUCACUGCAAUAUAA